This is a messenger RNA of Capronia epimyces CBS 606.96, 2430 nucleotides long. RefSeq lists its product as uncharacterized. The coding region runs from base 1 to 2430 and encodes 809 amino acids. The record is from RefSeq and is a predicted model, not a curated record. Gene Ontology annotation, molecular function: protein binding. The transcript is spliced from 2 exons. Lineage: Eukaryota; Fungi; Ascomycota; Eurotiomycetes; Chaetothyriales; Herpotrichiellaceae.
AUGGCCUUCCAUAACGCCCAGGAUUCCGCCUGUGAUAUCGCCACUCACGCGGUCGCACCUAUUCCAGUGUCGGACAACCCUCACCGUCGCAGUCCCGAAUGCCCCAGUAUAGGUGCGGCUCGAGACAGCUCCCCGUGUCAUGACCAGCCUCUUCGCCGAAACUCUGCCUUCCUCGAAGUCGGGCUUGGUGGCGAGGCACCGAUCGUUGAUGGCAAACCAAGAAAAGACUCGAGACCGAAACUACACGUCCGCUUUCGCAGCAAAGUUGAUAUUGUCGAACCUGUUUCCAUCAAGCGGGAUGACUCGAUGCCAGCGGGCAAACCUGUGAGCGCGCAAUUGCCGCUCUAUUUUCCUACCCUUCCAAGGCUGCUCUUUCUAGCCAUUGUGGUUGUGCUGGUCAUACCCAGUCUGUAUACCGCUCCUGUUCUGCAUGCCGGUGCGAAUCCUGUGGGAGCAAGAGUCGGACAAUCAAAAGACACCAGGACAAUUCAAAGGGCGAAGAGGGAAUUGACCUCUGGGCAUGUGAAGAGAGACGACACUGCCACGGUCGUUUGUAAACGAUGGUCGCAGCAAAGUGCGGUGGUGAAUGGCACCCUGUAUCUGUACAGUGGCAGGUCUACUACGUCUUCGGACCAAACAACGGACACCUGGAACAACGAUUUCCUCACUCUCGAUCUAACAAAAUCCUGGCAGAUAGGUUCGCCAUCAUUGACAGGUCUACCUGUACCUAGUGGUCCGCCUGCAGUCUCACUUGGAUAUUUGUGGAACUCCUUAGAUGGCCUUUACCUCUACGGUGGCGAGUUCUCGGACUCGCCUGCUGCAUCCCCCGUCCCUUUCUCCACCUGGGUCUAUGACAUUCGUUCAUCUUCGUGGUCAGAACAUUCAAACCCUCGGACCAGUUCAGGGGAGAACUCGGAGCCGGCAAAUCAACCUGUUCAGCGCGCUGCCGAAGGAGCAGGAGUGUCUGUACCAGGCUUAGGCCGCGGAUUUUACUUUGGAGGACAUCUCGAUGGCUACACAACUCCUGGAUGGUCACAGUCCAUUGCGAGGGUCUAUCUUCGUGGUCUUCUAGAGUACACGUUUCCAGGAUAUAGCAACGCUGCGGUCGAUGGUGAAAGCCUCGCCGGUGCCUCCGGCCUCUAUCGCAAUAUCACGGAAGGCGGCACACAGGCUUCAGCUGGUUUCCCGGAACGUGCAGAUGGCCUCCUCGUCUACAUUCCCGGGUACGGCAAAUCCGGCAUUAUUAUCGGACUGGCCGGGGGCACGAAUGCUACAUUCACCCAGAUGAAUGUUAUUGACGUGUACGACAUUGACACAUCAAGUUGGUAUAAGCAGGCAACCACAGGGCCCACCCCCGAGAUCCGUGUGAACCCUUGUGCUGUAGCGGUGUCGGCCGCGGAUGGUAGUUCCACUCAGGUUUAUAUGUACGGAGGGCAGAAUUUAAUCCCCUACGGCCAGCAAACUCAGUACGAUGAUAUGUGGAUUUUGACCGUUCCAUCGUUCACCUGGAUCAAAGUGGACACAUCGAAUCAAGCCACGCCACCAGCCAGAGCCGGCCACACUUGCAAUGUUUGGAACGCCCAAAUGGUUGUGGUCGGCGGCUAUACUGGCCAGGAGCUCUCUUGCGACAGUCCGGGGAUAUACGUCUUCAACACUAGCGCGCUCACAUGGCAAAAUGACUAUUAUGCUCUGAACUCCAAAGAUGACUUGAAUCGGCAGAAGAGCCAACAAGAUGACCCCUCAGCAGUCCAAGGCUCCUACGGAUAUUCGGUUCCACCAGAAGUGCAGUCAGUCAUCGGCGGCAAUGCGGUUGGAGCGGCCACUGUUACAGCUCCUGCUCAAACAGCAACUCAAGGCCCAUUGGCAACAGGCAGUCCACGGACAUACACGGUCACUCAAUCCGGCGGGGCUGUCACGACGGAAACAGCCACGCCAGGAAAUAGCACAGAGGGCACCGGUAACGGUAAGCACGGCUCUUCUGGUGGUACAAAUAUCGGAGCUAUUGUUGCCGGAGUCAUAGCUGGGUGCUUCGCCAUUUUGGCCGCUUACCUGGGCUUCUGCACAUGGCUGUACCGAAAACAACUGAACAUGUACAAGAAUCAUAUGAACAUGGCACAGCGGCAGCAUCUUUCGGGCGAUCCUCGAUACAUUGGGGCAGCUUUUGCGCCUGUCAAGUACAGUGACAAAAGCCAGACCAGUGAGAGCCGCAACAGUGCAGACAAUCACAGUGGGAAUGGCAGUAGCAGAUCCGGCUAUGCGGGUAGAGCGAAUGUGUUGGCAAGCAACAACCCGUAUAGGAAUGUGCCUGGCGGUGCCGGAUCGGCAACGGCAGCAAGCAGCACAGAAGACCUCAUGGCUGGUCAUGAGCCAAGUUUCUUGGGAGUGGUGCUGAACCCAAGACGAAGUUUAAGGGUGGUCAAUAGGGAUUGA